GGAACAACCAAGCAAGCAAGUGACCGGCGAUCAAAGGAGAAGGAAAAGAAGCCAGUACUCAGCGAGGUCUCAGCCACGGCGUUUGCUCAAGGUUACUGCAGGAUUAGGCCUCUUUCCAGUCACUCCAUUGAACCUUCGUGGUUGCGGCACCAGAGAUGGGGGACGCAACGGAAGAAACACGGGAAAGUGCAGUCGCCACAAGUGCGGGUUUAGGGACGAAGAGGAAGAAUACACGCAAGAAAGCAUUUCUGUUCUGCUGCGCCGUUUGCCUCAUCGCGCGGUUCAUAGGUCUGCUUUUAUGGGCAUCCAGUUUGAGUCCGGGCAGACGCUCACCAUUCAACAGAAUUUCAGGAUCAGCGUGCAGGCCCCUUUUUCUCGAGAAAACGACACAUGUGCUUUUUUGCGGGUUCAGUCUGAACCCGUUCUCGUCAGCCCAUUUGGAGACCUUGUUAAGGCCAAGUUGGAGCUGUCGCUCACAGAUUGCAAGAGAACUUGAUUGGAAUCCUAUCUGCACAUCGUCAACAUACGUUGAAUAGAAGAUGUUACGUGGUAUGUGUAGACGAAGAGAAUUCAUUUUUACUAUAAAGAGCGUGCAGCUGAGCACACCGCCCUGCGGCACUCCUGUUUCCUGUAUAAAUUUCCGUGACAAGACAUUGCGCACUCGAACACGGAAUGUGCGAUUAGACAGAUAGCUUUCAAUAACACUAAACAUAUUGCCAUGUAUACCUAACUGUGAGAGGUCUCUCAAUAUCCCAAACCGCCACGCAGUAUCAUAAGCUUUCUCCAUAUCUAAGAAUACUGAUAAAAAAAAACUGCUUAUGAACAAAAGCUUCACGAAUACGUGACUCGAUACGUAUGAGAUGGUCACUUGUGGAUCGACCCUCGCGAAACCCGCACUGG
Dermacentor albipictus is the source of this 900-nucleotide messenger RNA. The record is from RefSeq and is a predicted model, not a curated record. NCBI's taxonomy places the organism in Eukaryota, Metazoa, Arthropoda, Arachnida, Ixodida, Ixodidae.